This is a messenger RNA of Porites lobata, 2075 nucleotides long. Lineage: Eukaryota; Metazoa; Cnidaria; Anthozoa; Scleractinia; Poritidae. The record is from the annotation of a GenBank genome assembly.
AUGCCUGGUAGAUGUUGUGUUGUUCAGGACUGUGGAAACGUAAAGAACGAUGAAUUGGGGAUUUCUAUUCAUAAUUCUCCUUAUUCGGGCAGCGUUAGAUUAAAGUGGAAAAGGUUCGUGUCCAUUCAUCGGAAGGAUUUCAACACUGUGGGAAAAUUUGCUGUAUGCUCGGAGCAUUUUACAAGGGAUUGUUUUACGCUUGCUUUUCCGAUGAAAGCCACGAAAAGGAAUUUGAAGAAGGGGACGUUUCCAACCAUUUGGAAAAAAUCCUCUCAAACACUAUCAAAGCGGAGUCGACGAUCGGUGAGUGAAAUUACAAUGUAUUUGCGCUGUGCUUAUCACCAUUAUAUUUAUUUCCCCAUUUACCUGUGACAUGAUUUUUUCUGGCAUCGUUGUUCAAUAUUCGUGUAAUGAAUGCUCUGACUAUUUGGACUUCCCAUAUUGUUGCAUGUGUUUUCAUACUUUUCUGCUUUCUUCUCAUAGUUAUAGUAAAACGGGCAUUUGCGCUGAGUGGACGUGAAGUCAAUUUCCCAAUUCCCAGAUCUUUCCACUCAAGCGUAAAAUUUAGAAAAAGUGAAGCUACAUAGAAAUCCGGCUCUCUAUUUUUUGAGAGAUUAUCUUGCUGUUACUUUGAGAUUUGACAGUACUCCAAACUUCCCUCCAAGAAAUCUUACAGCAAAUUAAGAGUUACACGCGAGUCUUUUAAAACGACCAAAAAUGGACUCAGUCUGAUUUCUACAUUCUAUAAGUUCAGUUACUGUUUGCGGUUUUUUUUUUUCGUUUGUAUUUUAAUUCUAUUUUCAGUGUCUGCAAAUGAUGCAUGCAUUUUAAGGCAAAGAUGUGGUUAAACCUUGCUUCCAUUUCUAGUUUUGAAAACAUCGACAUAAAGCUCAAAUUAAACUUGUUUUGAAGGGGAGAUAUAAAAAAUGGUCGUACCUAUUUUCAUUUUUAGCUACUAAAUGAAAUUCUGGCAGGUCAAACUACUAAUGAGGAUACAGAGGAAGAAGACAAUCCUGAAGAAGAGGUGAUCUCUUUGAAAGGAAGUUCUGCACCUGAGGAGAGUGCUGACACUAUGGGGGCUCCCAAUCUCAACCCUGAGGAGUCUCCAGAAGUCGAGAGUGUUCUGAAUACAAGUCAGGGGUCUUUGCUUGAGGUAAAUCCUGAAAAGGAGGGCUGCAUCCCUGAGACUGAGACGGGUGAGAUAAGUGUUGAUGCUGAGAUGGCUUCAGAGGUCCUAGGUACUCCUGGUGAUAAGACAGCUCUCAAGAGCCAUGGGAUUUCAGGCACUGAUGAGGUUACUGAGACCAUGCAGAUCCUGGAGGCUCAGGGAAUCGCAAAAGUGCAGGAUAUGGAUGAAGUUAUGCAGAUUGAUGAAUCAUUAACGAUUCCUGAACUUGAACAGGUUUCUGUGGUAGGCGCAUAACUCUAAUUAAUGUUUAUUUGCAUCUUUGUAUUAUCAUAACAAUGGAAAACUACAUGUGCAGUUAUUUUACAAUACUAAAACACAAAAAUUCUAAAGUCUUGUUAUUACAGCCUGUAUUAAUGUUGAAAGUUUGUUUUUUGUAGGAUACUCCAACUGGACAUGCUGGGAAUUGCACAACAUGCAAAACCCUGAGGAGUGAGGUGACUCAGUUAAGGGGCAAAGUCACAAGACUGAAGAGCAACUUAAUCUCCAAUCAAGAUCAGUGGGUUGAAACCUUUAAGAGCAUACAAGAGCCAAAGCAGUUGCUGAUGGUGAAUGCUAGUGAGUCAACAAUAAUUGAUGUUGAUGAGUCACAUAGGCAUAACUUCCUAUCUUUAUAUUUUUAUUACAUUUUAUCAAUAUUUGAUUAUUUAAUGAUAAUUAAAAUUUUAAUGGUGAUAGAAUUUUUUUAAUUUCAUUUGUUUAAGCUAUUCAAACUGAUCCAUGGCCAGUAACAAAUGAGACAGAGUUAGGGCUAGAGGAUGAAUCAGAAGAUGAGCAGGAAAUGCAGGACGACGCGUAUGAGAAGUUUGAGUGUGAUGAAGACCCUACAUGGAGUCCUGAAGAAAUCGAAGAUGCAUAUAAAAAACUAAAGAAGAUGAUGACUCGGUGA